GGUGACAACAUCAGGCAAGUGAUCCGGACUUCCCUCGGUACAGCUUCGUCAAGUGAAUUCGAGGAAAUGUAUUCCAUCCCUGAAAGAACAAAAAGGUGAAGACUACCGCGGGAUGAAGUGAACGGGCGGUGGCAUUGAGCAUGGGUCUUUUGGAAGCCGCACUCAACGCCUCAGUACUGCUCGCCGCCACCGAGGCCGGAGGCAGCGGCGGUUUGAACGGCGUGCUCGACGACGGCUCCGCAGGCGGAAGCACCACUAACGGAAACGGAAAUGCCACAAACGACAGCGUGGCUUCAGAUAGUAGUGGUCACUCCGCACCCUACUCGCUUCCCGAGGUGAUUCUGAUAGCCUUCCUGGCCGCUUUGUUGAGCGCAGUCACCAUCAUCGGCAACCUCAUGGUCAUGAUCUCGUUCAAACUGGACAAGCAGCUACAGACCAUUAGCAACUACUUUUUGCUCAGUCUGGCCAUCGCCGACUUCUCCAUCGGGGUCAUCUCGAUGCCCUUGUUCACCAUGUACACACUGUACGACCACUGGCCCCUCGGUCCCUUUAUAUGCGACACGUGGCUCGCAUUCGACUACCUGACCAGCAACGCGUCCGUGCUCAACCUGCUAAUAAUCAGUUUCGACCGGUACUUCUCGGUCACCAGGCCGCUGACCUACCGAGCCCGGAGGACUACAAAGAGGGCCGCCAUCAUGAUCGCCAGUGCCUGGGUCAUAUCCUUGGUGCUGUGGCCGCCAUGGAUCUACUCGUGGCCCUACAUCGAGGGUCAGCGCAGCGUUCCGCUGGACCGCUGCUACAUCCAGUUCUUGGAGACCAACAUAUAUGUGACCUUUGGGACGGCCCUAGCCGCCUUCUACGUGCCGGUGACGGUCAUGUGCAUUCUCUACUGGCGCAUAUGGCGCGAGACCGAGAAACGCCAGAGGGACUUGACCCAGCUCCAGGCGGGCCGGAAGGAGACCGGCGGCAGCCGGAAGUCGACGUCCAGCGACGACCCCGCCGAGUCGGAGGACUUCCGCCGCGGCCGCAGCGACUCCUGCCCGCCGGACGUGGAAACCACGUACGUGCCCACUUCGCUGUGCGUCGAGACUUCCAAGUACCUGCCCCCGGCGGCGCCCAAGAGGCGCCGACUUCGCGACGUGCUCCUGUCGUGGUGUCGAAUCGACAAUGACAAGGAGGAUGACGACAGCACCAGCCACGGAGGCUCUCCCGGCACCCAGACGCCGGCGUCCAUCGAGACGCCGGUGCAGUCGGCCUCGAUGACCUUCCGGGCAGACCAGCUGGUCCAGCUGAACCCGGCGGGACGCACCGGGACGGGAACUACCAGCGCGAUCUCUAGCAUAGGAGGUGGUGGCGGCGGCGGCGGCAGCGUCAGCAUUCCCUUGACGGACCGCAACGGCCUCCGGCGCAAUGAGAAGACUGGUGCAACAGCACCGGCUACGUCAGCGUCCCGCUCCUACUCGUCUGAUUCGGUGUACACCAUACUGAUCCGACUGCCGACGCAGCCGUCGCUGGAGGGCGAGACGUCACAGGCUUCCAUCAAGAUGAUCCUCGAAGAGGACGCCGAGAAGCACGAGGCCGGCGGCGGGACGGCGCCCUCUGGUGCGGCCGCGGCGUUCGCCAGGACGUCGUCCGAGGACUCGGCAGCGGCCAUGCGCACCGGAGACUCCGGCCUGGAGACCAUCCGGAUCCCGCUCAACACCAAGCUUGUACACCGCCAGGUGGUCGCGAAACAGCGGGCGGCCCCCAAGAAGAAGCGCAAGCAACAGGAGCGCAAGCAGGAGAAAAAAGCCGCCAAGACGCUGAGCGCCAUCCUGCUGGCCUUCAUCGUCACCUGGACGCCCUACAACGUGCUGGUGCUCAUCAAGACCGUCUCGUCGUGCGACGACUGCAUACCGACGGGCCUGUGGAACUUCGUCUACUACCUGUGCUACAUCAACAGCACGGUGAACCCGCUGUGCUACGCGCUGUGCAACGCGAACUUCCGCCGGACAUACAUGCGCAUCCUGUCGUGCAAGUGGCACAACAAGCAGCGGUCCAUGAACCGCGGCUACUUCACCUGAAGUGUUGCCCCGACUGCUAGCGCUCUCAGUCUCUCCCGAAGACCACGGUCUUGUCGCCUCGGAGAAUGCGACCUUCUUUCUCCUUCUCUGUCGCAAACCUUCAGCAGUACCGAAGCUCCAGCGGAGCCGAGUUCGUAAGGGUUUUCUGCAUUCGCGAUUCGGUUAUGCCUUUCGCGACCCCUGUGGAAGUUACGGACGACCCUUACUGUCUCAGAAGUGGUGCCGAUUGUUACGCUUGGUGUUUACUAUAGCAGAGAUAGAGUUGAAGAACUUUGAACGAGUCGAACACACAUCCCGGGCCGAGAACGCAAGAAAGCUCGAGUGAUGAAUGUUUGCGCAAGUGGCUUCCGCGAUUUCGUGAGAGUGCACUUACGUGUGCGGUGUAACGCUAUGCACUUACUGGCACCUUCCUGUACAGCGUUCUGCUAGUUUAUAGGGCGGAAAGAGUGACUGUUGCGUGGGUCGAUGACGACGCAUAUGCGUCUUGAGAAUGGUCGCCAGCACUAGGUUGAUGAUUUGGUUGGGAACUGUCUGCAGUAAGUUCGAGUGCUCCCGGUAAAACAGGGCUAGCAGCCGGGUUGAAUAAAUGUGAAAUGGCCAGACGUACUCUAGAGCAAUGCCAUUAUUUCCAUUUUGAAAGUCUUACGCACUUCUUGACUGCGGUAUCUUUGUUGUGCCAAAAUAAUCCUACAGUCCUUUGAAAGGCUUUUAUACGAACGUUUUCUUCACUUUCGGAAAGAAAGGGUAGCUUACAGCUCUAGGUCUGAAAACUCACUGCUUUUUGUGCGUAGUAAGUCGGCAAGAUCUAA
Molecule: messenger RNA, 2872 nt
Organism: Dermacentor silvarum
Lineage: Eukaryota; Metazoa; Arthropoda; Arachnida; Ixodida; Ixodidae
Gene: mAChR-A
Product: muscarinic acetylcholine receptor M1
Exons: 3
Coding region: 141-2063 (640 amino acids)
Biological process (GO): adenylate cyclase-inhibiting G protein-coupled acetylcholine receptor signaling pathway; G protein-coupled receptor signaling pathway, coupled to cyclic nucleotide second messenger; chemical synaptic transmission
Cellular component (GO): synapse; dendrite; plasma membrane
Molecular function (GO): G protein-coupled acetylcholine receptor activity; G protein-coupled serotonin receptor activity
Source: RefSeq, a predicted model, not a curated record